UGGUCCCUGUGGUGACGGCGUUCCUGCCGCCAGAGUCUUAUUUUGAAAAGCGUUAGCGCUUCCGGUGCAGGGCGCCAGUCUGUCCGUCAGCCUGUCGGCGAGAGGCGCAGCGGCUGGAACCAGAAGAGCCAGGUGAGCCAGCAGACCACUUGACGAUGAGUCCUGUCUGGGUCUUGGUGGGGGUCCUCCUGGUCCUGGUCCCGCUGGACCCCACCUCGUCCCAGUCCACCGACCCGUCCACGGCGGACCUGGUCAACAGGAAUGCGGACUUUGCCACCCGGCUGUACCGAGCGGUCGCCGGCCGGACGGACGACAACGUGGCGGUGUGUCCCUUCGCGCUGUCCGCCGGACUGACGGCGCUGGCGAGCGGCAGCGAGGGACAGACCCGGGACCAGCUGCUGCAGGGCCUGACCCUGAACGGACUCAGCGCCCAGACCCUCCCCGACCAGUUCCAGAACCUGACGAACCUGGUCCUCGGUGGGGACGUCCCCUCCAACCUGCAGCAGGGCGCGGCCGUCUUUCCCGGACAAAGUCUUCAGGUGUCCCAGUCCUACCUGGACCUGGUUCAGACCAAGUAUGGGGGGAAGGCCCAGACUGUGGCGUACACGAUGCCUCAUGAAGCGAUGGACACCAUCAACAGCUGGGCCCAAGACCAGACCGGAGACCGGGUCCAGGACCUGGUGUCUCAGCUGGACCCCCAAACCCAGCUGCUGGUCGCCUCCGCCGCUUCCUACCAAGCCCGCUUCAGUCCCCCCUUCAAUGCGUCCCUGUCUCAGGAAGAGCGCUUCCUGGUGGACAGUUACCACGUUGCCAUGGUUCCCAUGAUGUCCCGGACCGGGAAGUUCUCCCUGGCGUACGACCCGGCGGUGCGGGCCGGCGUGCUGAAGCUGCCCAUGGCGGACGGGACGGCCAUGUUGGCCGUCCUGCCGGACGAGGACGUGGACAUCGGAGCGGUGGAGGACGAGCUGACGGCCGAGAAGGUCCAGAGCUGGAUCCGCCGGCUGAAGAAGACGUGGUUGGAGGUUCUAUUCCCGCGGUUCCAGCUGGAGCACUGGUCCUCACUGAAGGACGUCCUGCAGACGCUGGACAUCACGCAGGUCUUCCUGGACACUGCUGACCUCAGCAGCAUGGGCGGAGCUAAAGACGUCAGACUGACGGAGGUUUAUCAGAAAUCUGUGGUUCUGAUUGACGAGACCAGCGAUGAUGUCACAGCACAGGGCGGAGCAACAACACUACUGACUCCGCCUCCUCGCCUGACCUUCAAUCGACCUUUCAUCUUCAUCAUCUACCAGGAGACCACCAACAGCCUGCUGCUCCUGGGGAGGGUCUCUGACCCCUCCCACAAGUGACCACCUGCUUCAAACCCCAGUAUACCCGCAGAUAGACCCCGCCCAUUAUCCAUCAGCUGACCCCGCCCAUUAUCCAUCAGCUGACCCCGCCCUCACUAAUCACCUGACUGCAGCCCAGUGUAACCAGAUAGACCCCGCCCAUUAUCCAUCAGCUGACCCCGCCCAUUAUCCAUCAGCUGACCCCGCCCUCACUAAUCACCUGACUGCAGCCCAGUGUAACCAGAUAGACCCCGCCCAUUAUCGAUCACCUGACCACUCCCUCUUGUAAGCAGUGUGAAUCAUAUAAGCCCCGCCCCCUUGUCCGUUUCGUGUUGGUGACAUGUAAACAAACACGGUUGAGUUUCAGCAUUUUAUUUGAGAGGAGUCCAGGUGAGGCCUGCAGCGCCCCCUCCAGGUGAGUUCAGAGAUCACAGGAGGCACACGCUCACUGUACCGACUGCAGUUUUUACCCAUGAUCCUCGCUGGGUUUGCUUUGGAAACUACGUUCUCUGUGUCGUGAUGAUUAAACUGGAAACUUCAAACCGACUCACUUCUCUGC
Salarias fasciatus (jewelled blenny) is the source of this 1887-nucleotide messenger RNA. RefSeq names its product serpin peptidase inhibitor, clade A (alpha-1 antiproteinase, antitrypsin), member 10a (gene serpina10a). The coding region runs from base 156 to 1349 and encodes 397 amino acids. The transcript has 6 exons. Gene Ontology annotation, biological process: blood coagulation. NCBI's taxonomy places the organism in Eukaryota, Metazoa, Chordata, Actinopteri, Blenniiformes, Blenniidae. Gene Ontology annotation, molecular function: serine-type endopeptidase inhibitor activity. The record is from RefSeq and is a predicted model, not a curated record.